UCAGUACACAAAACGGCAGGUUGCCAUGUACAUGUGACGUGGGACCUUAUAUCGAUCAUGAUCCCUAAUAUAUUACAGGUAUACAUAGAUGCAAGCCUAGUCUAUUCAGUCAUUACUAAUCGGUUAUCAUCCCUGUAUAAGAGCCGCUUGAUUUCACCUGACAAUAUUACUGGGAGUUUUAAAACCAGAAAGGCCGAGAUUCUUAACGUGUGAGAUACUGCGUCUUUAACUGCUACUAACUGAACGUAACACCUGGCACAGGAGGAGAUUAUAAGAUGUUGUCAAGCGUUUGAUAUUGGGAUUCAUCGAUUGAUCGAAGAGAGCCAAAUGAGAUAUGUAGCAACAAGAGGAACAAGAGCCAGGACAUUGUUUACUAUUGAUUCGUAUUAGAAUCCAGAUGACGGCGAAGACACCAAUGCGCCUAAUGGAGGUAUCGUGAUCGCCACUGGAGGUUGUCAUAUUUCAUGAUAGUUAAAAGAUAAAUCAAAACGUACAGGCACUACCUAGAACAGACAAUGUCCAAUCCUGCUCGCCAAAUAAACAAUCGGCGAUUACCUCCGCUGCCAGGGUUGGGCAGAAGGGGAACAAGUCCCCAGACUCAGAGGAAAAGCGGAGGAACCAACAGACAUUAUGGAGGGGCAACUUCGCCCCGAGAUAGGUACAAUAACAGCUAUAGCAGCCAGCAAUAUGACAUGGUUAUACAAGGACACAAUACAAUUGGAUCUGCCAGCCAUCACCAUAAUAACAACAAAUCAAAUCACAGUACCACAUCAACGGAUGCCCUCUGCCCUUUUGAUCUCACACCCGAUGCAGUGACGUCAUUCCUUAAUGAUAAUCCGGAGUUUCUGGAGAAAUACGUCGUUCGUAAUGUCAAUAGUGACCAAUUAGAACGAUGGAUCAUCAAACGAACACAAAACGCUAACAAGGAAAAUGGCAAGCGUAGAGGAUCAGAUGUUGAAAAUGGGAUCAAUGGGGAAUCUGAACUGCGAGAUGGCAGCGGGUUGCUACGCUGGAAGAUGGGCCAUCACCCCGACAAGAGGAAGAUAUUACAAGAACUCACAAAGGACAUACACCAACACCCUAACAAAGCCCAGGUUCUUAGCGAGCUGACAAACUGUGUAGCUUCGGCAAUAAAUGCCGAUGGAUUUAAUUUAUACCUCGUGGAUGAAAAUGGGCGGGAUUUAUAUUACUUCAAGCCCAACUCUAACAACACAAAAAAUUCAACGGUGUGGAGUGGCCGAAUAGGCAAUGGGGGAACGUUAGGAGCUUAUAUAGCAGAAACUCAAGAGGCCCUUAGACUCACAGAGGUCCUAGGGGAUGAAAGGUUUCCCGAUGGUAUAGCAGUUGGAGGUGAAACAGCACAAGCAGUAUUAGCGCAACCUAUUAUACAAACCAACUCUGCAACGUUGGGUGUGGUAGAGUUGUACAGAAAUGCUGGUAACCAGCAAUUCACAGACGAAGAUGAAGAGGUGACGUCUAGCGCCCUCCAGUGGUGCCCGGUGCUAUUAACAUGCCAAGAGGUAAUGGCCGCUUUAGGUGUAGAUCCCGUAGACGUGCUAGGCUCGAUUACAAGCAGUUUUUUGAUGUGGGGUGGAGUAGCAACUUCUAGUGCUGAGAUUUGUAACAGUAUACUGGUAUGGGGAGCUUUUGGAAUCUACAAUGCGGAGAUGUAUCACGGCAUGACAAAACAGCGAAAGCUGAAUGAGUUUCUACUCGCAGUCACUAAGUCGAUAUUCCAAGAUAUAGUCAGCAUGGACACAGUCAUCAUGAAAAUUAUGAACUUUGCUCAAAAAUUGGUAAAUGCUGAUAGAGCAUCACUGUUCCUGGUUGACAACCAAACAAAAGAAUUAUACGCUCGGAUAUUUGAUAUAGGCAACGGUUUGGGUGCUCAGCCUGUAGAUGGACAACAAAAAGAAAUUAGAUUUCCAAUGGACAAGGGAAUCGCUGGUCAUGUAGCGACUACCGGUAAUACUCUCAACAUCUCUGAUGCUUAUGGCGAUGACAGGUUCAACAGAGAUGUUGAUGCCCAGACAGGCUAUACUACGAAAACAAUUCUGUGUAUGCCAAUAUAUAUUCGUGGAAGCAUAAUAGGAGUCGUUCAAAUGGUGAAUAAAACACAUGGCGUGUUUACAAAAUCAGACGAAGAGUCAUUCGAAACGUUUGCAGUGUACUGUGGCUUGGCCCUUCACCACGCAAAGCUUUAUGAUAAAAUCCGUCGGUCUGAACAAAAACACAAGGUUGCACUUGAAGUACUAUCCUACCAUAGCCAAUGCACAGAAGAUGAGUUUUCUCAAUACAAAGACCGAGUCAUACCCACAACACUACCUGAUGUCACACUAUACGAAUUCUCGCCAUGGGGAGUAUUGAAUGAAGACAAGCCCCAGUAUGUCCUGUACAUGUUCAAAGACAUCUUCAACAUGUCAAGGUUCGACAUUAGCAGUUUGAUAAAGUUCACAUUGACUGUGAGAAAGAAUUAUCGUAAUGUGCCAUACCACAAUUGGAGCCAUGCUUUCUCGGUCGCCCACGCCAUGUACACUGUCAUAAAGACCACGGACAAUAUAUUCAACCCUCUUGAGCGACUGGCAUUGUUUGUUGCAUGCCUCUGUCACGAUGUUGAUCACCGGGGUUACACAAAUGCCUUCAUGGUGAAGACUGCGAGUCCCCUAGCAGCCAUAUACUCCACUUCAACUAUGGAACAACAUCAUUUUAAUCACACCAUCUCAAUCUUACAACGUGAUGGUCACAAUAUAUUCAAGCACCUGACAUCAGAUGAAUACAAGAAAGUCUUAAGUGACAUCAAACAUUGUAUCCUGGCCACAGAUCUGGCAUUGUUUUUCCCCAACAGGGCGAAACUAAAGGAUCUUUGUGAAAAGAAAGAGUUUUCAUGGGAAGCCCAAGACCACAGGCGGUUGAUACAGGCUAUAGCCAUGACGGCUAGCGACCUUUGUGCAAGCACCAAACCUUGGCAAGUGCAGGUCAGCACAGUCAAGGUCAUCUUCGAGGAGUUCUAUGCCCAGGGUGAUGAAGAGAAGGCACAAGGAAACCAACCCAUUCCAAUGAUGGAUCGAGACAAAGCCCAUGAGCUACCGCAGAGUCAGGUGGGCUUCAUUGUUGGCAUAUGCCUACCAUGUUAUGAGCUCCUGGCCAACCUACUACCAGGUACACAACCAAUGGUGGAUGGAGCUAACACUAAUUUAAAACAAUGGAAGGUUUUAGUAGAUGAACAGAAACAAAAGGAAGAAGAGAAGUUAAAGAAAGAGACUGAGAACGGUGCCAAAGCAAUAGAAAACAAAAAAGAUUAAUCUCAUUAAGUCAAAUUUAAAGCCCACAUCGGCCAAAACCAGUGUGUAUCAUCAAAAAGCAUGUUUUAUCAGGGAAUUUGAAAGAACAGUGAUCAAAAGCAUAUAAUUUGUGAUGAGCUAUAUUGAUCAAAAUGAUAAAUUUGCCUAAACAUCAACAAAAUAUCAAAUUAUUUUAUUCGGCCCAAAUUAAGAGAAAAACUACAAAGACCGAUCAAAAUAUUAUUUUUCAAACUUAAUAUCAAAUAUGAAAAUAUAAAAAACCUAUUCUGAACAAAUUAAAGUGGAUAUACCCUAAAAUGUGGAAAAAUCUACGUAUUUAUGUGUAAAUGGUUUUUGUUAUGUCAUGUCCUGUUGUUAAGAAAAUAAUAACAUAAAAAGGCAUUUGUUGUUAAACCAUAUAUCAUAUUAUUAGUGCAACCAAAUAAGUCAUUGCAAUUAAUACACAAUUCUGACCCUCAAAGUGGAACCAGAAACAAUUAUACUGCAAUUAUUUUGAAUGAAUGAAUAGGCAUUGCAAUAGUGUAUCCCCGAAUUGUAAAUAUGAGAGAGUAUAUGUGAGAUGUUGUAUAUUUUAAUUUAUUGUUUUAUAAAUGAGCAGGGGUGGAUAUAUGAGAUGUUUUGCCUAAAAAUGAAAUGCCUUUGUACCUGUACAUGAUGUAUUCUUUCUAUUUUGUGUAACGUGUACAAUACAUUGUAUAGAAUUCAUAACCUCCAUUUACAAAACCGUGUACAAAACAAGCUGCUCUCUACCUCUUUCAUUUCGCACUGCAUUGAUAUCUGCAGAUGCUCGUAUGAUAUGAAAUCUUGUUAUCUUUUAAAAUUCCAAAGUUUAAUUUAUAUCCUCAAUACUGAUGACGUAUUAAGCUUUGUAAUGUUAUAAUGCGUCAUAAUUUACUGGUAGUAUCAGGCUUGAUUGGAUACAUAUGGAAUUGUUCUUAUUCCCAUAGUUGUACAGUUCAUGUAUUUGUUUAAUAUUAUGAUGUUAUUUCUAAGAUAUUUAUUUAAAUGGUAUAGUCUGCCAUUGACGCACUUGUUCAUGUUUCCAAUACAAUGUAAAAAGUUAAAGAGUGGUACCAUCUGGAAAGAAAAUGGUUUUGAGUCAUACAUUUCUCUAAUAUGACAAGUUUUAUAUUGACUUGAAUUCCGUAAUACAAUGUAUUCAUUGUGUAACAUUAAUAAUGUACCCGACCGGUAACUGUAAUAAUAUCAUGCCCCCCCCCCCUCCAUGCCUCAUGUUUUGGCUGUGCAAUAUUCUAACAGAAAAGUAAGUGCUUAUUUAUUUGUGGAGUCCCUUUAUGUCACUUUUACCAAACUCCGGAAUAUUUACUGAAAUGUAUG
Messenger RNA from Owenia fusiformis, 4640 nucleotides. NCBI's taxonomy places the organism in Eukaryota, Metazoa, Annelida, Polychaeta, Sabellida, Oweniidae. The record is from the annotation of a GenBank genome assembly.